Molecule: messenger RNA, 696 nt
Organism: Mucor mucedo
Lineage: Eukaryota; Fungi; Mucoromycota; Mucoromycetes; Mucorales; Mucoraceae
Product: ribosomal protein L22e
Exons: 2
Coding region: 110-478 (122 amino acids)
Biological process (GO): cytoplasmic translation
Cellular component (GO): ribosome
Molecular function (GO): RNA binding; structural constituent of ribosome
Source: RefSeq, a predicted model, not a curated record
UAUUUAAAAAGUCACAAAAGCCACCCAUAAAAUUUUUUUGAUAGUAUAUGGAGGUGGAUCCGAGGCGCAAGCAGUGUGAAGACCCUCUUUUCAUUUCUAUAUUUUAAAAAUGGCUCCCGUCAAGGCUACCACCUCUGCUGUCAAGAAGUCUAAGUUCGUUAUCGACUGUUCCGGUCCCGCUAACGACAAGAUCUUCGAUGCCGCUGCCUUCGAGAAGUACCUUCACGAUCGUAUCAAGGUUGAUGGUCGUACCAACAACCUCGGUGAAGCCGUUGCCAUCUCUCGUUCUGCUGACAACAAGAUCACCGUUGUCACCAACAUCCCCUUCUCCAAGCGUUACCUCAAGUACCUCACCAAGAAGUUCUUGAAGAAGAACCAAAUCCGUGAUUGGCUCCGUGUCAUUGCUUCUGACAAGCAAACCUUCGAGCUCCGUUACUUCAACAUCGCCAACGAUGAAGAGAACGAGGAUGACGAAUAAAUAUUUUAACCUUCUUAGACUAUUUCCUCAGAAUAAAUAAUUUAUUUUUUACAUAUAUGAUUGGACUUUGAGGAUAUGCAUGCACAGCCCCAGCAGUGUUUGUCUAACAUAUGCGUGCACUGACAUUAUUUUACCCUUUAAAGUUAGGCGGCACUUUCUUUUCUUUUUUUUUUGCAUUGCCAACAUAGCACUUCAUUUACCUAAAAUACAUCGUGCCA